UGUCAUAUGACAAAACAAUGACUGCUUAUGACUCAUGUUUAUAUUUUAAUUUUUGUAAAUAUACAAUAAAGUAGUAGCAAAAUGGAAUCAAAAAAAGAGCUGCAUAAUUCUCAAGUUGAGGUGAAUUUGAGUCGACCGAUAAAAGUAAUUCAUUUUAGUGAUGGGAUCGAGGAAAUAAUGGAAGAAAACCAAGUUACAGAAUUAGAUAGUGCUCCUAAGGACAAUGAAGUCGUAGAUCCAAAAACAUUGUCCUGGGGUCCUUGGUUCACAUACCAGACAUGGAAAUCUGGUUCCAAAGUACUCGGGGCAUUGGAUUACGCCGGAGAGACAUUGGCAAAUUUUUUUGGUAUAACAACACCGAAAUACAUAAUAGAAAUUGAAGAAUAUGAGAGAAUGCAAAUGGAAAAGAAAAAAAUUGAUGAGGAAUCGGCCGGCUGGGUUCCGAAGAGUGUGGAUAUACCUCUAGUAUUAAAUGAACCAAUCAAAACAGACAAAGAGGAAAACGUUUAGUUUAUGCUUUAAAAUAAUAAUAUAUAAUAUAUUGUAUGAUUCAAACAUUGAAAUCACAACUGACAUGUUUUCAUUAAUUUAACACAUUAUAUGCACUUGGAAUGUAUGUUUAAGUUAAUUUUAUACACAUUUCUAUAGUAAUAGUAUUCUGAUAAAACAAUGAUUUCAUUUAACAUAGAUGUAAUUUUUUUCAUGAGUUUUCUGUAUAUAUAUAGAAUAUAGAAUAAAUUGUAUUAUUGGAUGGUCAUUGUGACAAAUAUUUAUCUGUCUGUGAAUUGAUAUAAGUUUAUAGAUUAUAUAAUACUUACUAAUUAAAAAAAAUAUAUUAUUAUAUUUUAUUUAUUAUUAUAAAAAUUAUAAAAAUUUAUAAUUUUUUUUUUAUUUAAUAAAAAAAAUAUUUUUUAUUAUUAUAUUUUUUAUUUUAGUCUAUAUCUCGAAUAAGUUUCUACAUGAUUUAAUUAAAAUAUAUCAAAGCAUUUCGUUUUGAGGUAGUAAAUGUAGUCAUAUUAUUAUACUUUCUUACAAUAUCGGUAUUAAUUUUUUCCUCCUUAUAAAUUACUUGCAAUUAAUUUAUUUAAUUCAUUUUUAUCUCACAAGGAUCUGAAAAUUAGUACACUUGUAUGUCCAGAGGAGGAUUUAAGGUCAUAAGGGUUAAAACUCCUUCACACCCAAAUUAAAAAAAAAUGUAUGUUUUGUACAUGUCCGUGUAUUUAAUAAAAAAAAAAAGGAUAUAUCAUAGGUUUCUGAUGUGUGAAAUCAUUCUGUAAAAUGUUGAAUUAAGAUAGGACAUUAAGUAUAUGAUGAAUUUUAAUCAUUAUUAGUUGAAAAUUAAUUGGAACUGAUGACAUUCCUCCCAUAUAUUUUAGGAUUUUUUUUUUGUAAGAUAUAUUAUCUAUUAUACCCAAAAUCUAUGUAUGGAAAAUCAAUCAAAUAUAAGAAUUUUAUUUAA
This is a messenger RNA of Danaus plexippus (monarch butterfly), 1459 nucleotides long. Its product is annotated as protein FAM177A1-like. NCBI's taxonomy places the organism in Eukaryota, Metazoa, Arthropoda, Insecta, Lepidoptera, Nymphalidae. The record is from RefSeq and is a predicted model, not a curated record. The transcript has 2 exons. Bases 82 to 510 code for a protein of 142 amino acids.